This is a messenger RNA of Catharus ustulatus (Swainson's thrush), 920 nucleotides long. RefSeq names its product replication initiator 1 (gene REPIN1). The coding region runs from base 24 to 920 and encodes 298 amino acids. The transcript is spliced from 5 exons. Lineage: Eukaryota; Metazoa; Chordata; Aves; Passeriformes; Turdidae. The record is from RefSeq and is a predicted model, not a curated record. Gene Ontology annotation, biological process: negative regulation of transcription by RNA polymerase II. Gene Ontology annotation, molecular function: DNA-binding transcription repressor activity, RNA polymerase II-specific.
CCGCCAUCGGGCCCCGCCCGGCCAUGCAGCGGGGGGGGCCCCCCGAGGUGACGUUCGAGGAGGUGUCCGUGGGUUUCUCCCCGGAAGAGUGGGCGGAGCUGCGGCCGUGGCAGCGGGCGCUGUACCGAGAGGUCAUGUGCGACAACUACGACCUGGUGGCCAGCCUGGACCCCAACUCCGAGUUCAGCCACAUGAAGGAGGAGUCAGCCGGGCGGGGUCCCUGCGCUGGGGGGCCCAGCGGAGCUCCCGGCACCACCGACACCUGUGCCUGGGGCGGUUCUGACAGCAAGGAUGGCACCGUGGGGCACUGGGAGCCGGGCUCCGAUGUCCCCCGCUCGGGCCGUGCCCGGCUCCUCACCGAGGCCGCGCCCCGGGCGGACCCGGACCGGCCCCACCUGUGCGGCACCUGCGGCAAAUCCUUCCGGCACCUCCGCAGCCUCCUGGCGCACAAGAAGCUGCGCGGAGGGGCCCGGGCCCGGCACGGCUGCGCCGAGUGCGGCCGCACCUUCUGCCUGCGGGGGGACCUGCUGCGGCACCGGGACGCGCACCGGGCGCGGGCCCCGGGCCCCCGGCGUGCGGGCCCGGCCGAGGAGCGGCCCUUCGUGUGCGAGCGCUGCGGGAGCGCCUUCAGCUGGAGGGAGAGCCUGCAGCUGCACCUGCGGGAGCACCGCGCCCCCGAGCGCGCCCACCCGUGCCCCGAGUGCGGCCGCGUGUUCCCGCACCCCCGGUACCUGUGGCUGCACCGCCGGGCGCACUCGGGGCUGCGCCCGUUCCGCUGCGCCCGCUGCGGCCGCGCCUUCGCCUCGCAGGCCAACCUGAGCACGCACCGCAGGACACGGCGGCGCUGCCGGCCCCGCGGCCACGGCCCCCGCGGGGACGGGGACAAGGACAGGGACACCCAAACUUUCUCAUUGGUCUGA